AUGGCGCCCCUUGGCCUGAGUCUGUGGCCGUUGCUGCCCAUGACGCGUCCUUGUCCGGGCACGAACGCCAGCGCUAGGCUCUGCAGAAUUAGGACUAAAGUCUGCACGGCACCAUCUUUUGGGAGAUGUCUACGAAGUGAGCUCUGGACAAGGUGCUGGAAAAAGGAAGAUGCUCGCCCACCCCGGUUUUUUGGUACGUGGGAGCGUUUGCAGUCACAAAACCAGCGAGUUAAUGGUGUUAAUAAUUAUCUUGGGAGACAGCGAGAGCCAUCUGUGUGUCUGUGCCAUUCGGCCCCUGCUGCUGUGGUCCGACAAAAGGCUCUGGAUGAGAAAACAGAAGAGUUCAAACUGGUCUACAGGUUUCCGGGGAUUAAGUACUGCAGGGUGCUGUCCAGACUGAAGCUGUUGCAGACUGCCACCACCGUGGUCAUGCUGCCUCCCAUCUGCUACCUCUAUCUGCAAGACCAGGUUUCUCAGAAUAUCCUCUUGUACACAACUGGCCUUGCGUUCUUCGCUGGUGCAAUGUUGUAUGGUAUGAGCUACUUUUUGAGACGAAUUAUUGGAUUAAUCUACUUAAAUGAAACUGGCCGUACUGUCAAAGUGGCCCACUUGACGUUUUGGGGAAGACGGAAUGACAUUUACUGUCCCCUAGAGACAGUGAUGCCUUUGGAUGAAGCUGGAGAUAGCAAGGGGGAGCUACUUCUCCAGUUCAAACGGUAUAAUAGUACAGAUAUUUUAUAUUUUACGAUAAAGUUUGGCCAGAUUGUAGACAGACAGAAGUUUACCCAAAUAUUUGGAGAAUUUGAGUGAUACAGCAGCUAAUUUCCAGUGAUCUUCCUUGUUGCGUGUUCAUUGUGCUUAUUCUUCUGUGAAGUUUAGUUAGUUUACCAAACUGACAUACCUCUGUCAUUUUCCUAUGCAAAGCCUGCUGGUAAGUGCACUCAGUGUAGAAAGUAGAAAUGGUAAAGAACAAUCCACUGGAUUAAAUGUCUUUGCAGCUUGUUUAAGGUGUGAGCAGGGUCUCUUCUGCGUUGGAUACAGUGAUGUGCGUGGUGCGCUGUCACCAGCAGUUCCAAGUCUAAACUGUCCUAUGUGGAACGUGCAGGAGGAGGCUGAAUUACUGAUGCUGACCCUGACUGUUUCAGCUGGCCUCUUAGAUUGUUUUUAAAUGGGAAAAACUCUUGGAAGUGAAAUGCAGUAACUCUGCCAGAGCAUCCUCACUUUAAAUUCAUUGUUCCUUUUAGCGAAUUUUAGGUUGACUGGGAAGCCUCUUGAAAUUAAAACUUGUCUCAUCCAUACAUAUGAUAAAUAAUGCUGAAUGUCAGAGAUAGACACGCUCAUGCAUUAGUAAAAUGGAGGUAACUGAAAGAGCGGUAUGUAAUGCUGUGUAAGGUGCGUGGGGUCUCUUGGCAAGGUCUUCCAGGGUGUGAACAUAACUGGGCAAAACAAGGGUGCAUGUUGCAAGACACAUGGACGGUUCAGCUGUAAGGGUAAGUUAAAGGCUGGACAGCGUUUCGGGAGCCUCUCAUAGAAAUUGCUUUCUCAUUGGAAUAAAGGAAGAACAUACCUAAACUAUGUUGCUGUGAGUUACAGGGACAGUCUGUGAUCCUUUGUUCAGUUUGGAUCCUAAUGAUCAUCUGAAAAUUUGGAACUACUUGUCCUCCUUUGCAUAUAUUCAUGUUUGUGUUUGUUUUGUAUGUAUGAAUGACAUGUAAUCAAUGCUGUAACACUUGAGUUGCAAAAACUUCAGUAAACGUUACCAAAAUUAUC
Aptenodytes forsteri (emperor penguin) is the source of this 1770-nucleotide messenger RNA. It is a transcript of the gene TMEM186, whose product is annotated as transmembrane protein 186. The transcript has 2 exons. NCBI's taxonomy places the organism in Eukaryota, Metazoa, Chordata, Aves, Sphenisciformes, Spheniscidae. The record is from RefSeq and is a predicted model, not a curated record. The coding region runs from base 1 to 810 and encodes 269 amino acids. Gene Ontology annotation, cellular component: mitochondrion.